This is a messenger RNA of Cladophialophora psammophila CBS 110553, 399 nucleotides long. RefSeq lists its product as uncharacterized. NCBI's taxonomy places the organism in Eukaryota, Fungi, Ascomycota, Eurotiomycetes, Chaetothyriales, Herpotrichiellaceae. The record is from RefSeq and is a predicted model, not a curated record. The transcript has a single exon. The coding region runs from base 88 to 309 and encodes 73 amino acids.
GAAGAAGUUUAUCUCGCUAACCUCGUUAAUCUUUUAGAUAAUAUUUAUAUAGUAUCGAUUUCGCCUUAUAACUACUUCUUUCCGGUUAUGUUAAUGAAUAAGCUUUUCGAACUAGACUAUAUCGUGACUUCCGUCGGUAUAGACGCUUCUAUUAAACUUAUUAAGCGCCUCGUAUUUAUUAAGUCUUUACUUAUCGAAUUUUUAUCGUCUAUACUUACGGUUAAGUCGAGAUACGACGCCUUCUUUUAUAUCUUAAAGAGUAACGUAUCUAAUUCGACUUUAUUUAAUACUAGAAUUAGUGACGUAUAGGUAUAUAAUUUCGCUCUAUUCUACGUCGUUCCGAAAUCUUACUUAGUCGAAAUAUCUUUAUUAAUUUUAUCGAGACUAACGGUUACGUAA